GUCUCCCCUUCGACUACCACGCUCAAUUUUAUAAAUAGCCAUCCAUUUCUGAAUUUCUCACUAGACCGCCACGGAUUACGGACUAAACAAGACCCCGAACGCGGCUCUCAAGUUGUUCAGUGUUUUUUUUUCUAACACUCAUUUGAUUUCCCAUCAAUCGCGGAACGUCUCGCGGAAAAUUGCACCAAGCCAUCUUCAAGUGCCGUAUCCGAUCGUGAGUGAAGUGAUCUUUUUCUUCGUUUUUUUUUGCACUUUGAAAACGGAAGAGUGUUGAUUGGAAAUUGCAGCAUAAUGUGGAUUUCUACAAUUUUUAUCGCUACUCUGGCUUUGGGUUCAUUGAAUCUUGCAGCGUCAGAGGAAAAAAAUGUCGAUGAGAAAACAGUAGUUGCAGCAGCAGCAGCAUCAGCGGAGAAAGUGCAAGAGAAGAGACAAAUCUCUGGGCACACCAAAGUUCCCACCAAACUCACGGCGGAUUUUACACCCUUGAUCUAUGGCAAUCAAGUGACACCGGGAUUGGGUCAGUACGCCAUCCCCGAUGAUCCUGCCACGUAUGCAUCAUCAGCAACAGCGAGAAAGUUACCCAACAAUGCCAACAGCAAUUACUUGAAGCUCGCGCAAGGACAACUCUCACCAUCUGUUGCCCCACAGCAAUUUCAUGUGGAAAAGGGAUUGUAUCAGCAGCAGCAACCAUUGGUCCUCCCACAGGCACCACGUGUGAAUACCAUUUCUGAUGCUGAGUACCUCCAGCUCAUUGCAAACACGCAGAAAUUCCAUCAGGCAGCUGCUGCUCAGCCACCCCAGGCCCAACAUUUCAUUCCCUUCGUCCCGCAUCAGGGAGCUGUUCUCCUCGGUCAGCGUCAGUAUGCUCAGUUGUAUCAGAAGCCCACAGGACAUCCCCUUGGAGAUUCAUCGCUUGAGAGGGAAAUUGAGAAGCUUGUGGCUGCAAAUGUGCCCCAGCAGGCAGCAUCGAGUCAACGACAGACGACAAAAGUGACAAAGGGACGACAAUUUCUGCCAAAGAAUCAGCACAAUUUUGUCUUCAUACCCUAUCAGCCACAGGCUCUGCAACAGUACAUUCCACAGCAGCAGCAAUACGCAGCAGCAGCAGCAGCUUCAAUCCCACAGGCAGCAUUGAAGCAGCAGCAACAGCAGCAAAUCUUUGCUGAUUACCAAGCAGCCAGCAAAUUCCCUCAGUUCUUACCUCCACAACAGGCUCACUUUGUUCCCAUUCUUCAGCAUCAAGUGCAACCAUUGCAGCAAUUCCAAGCGGCGGCAGCUCCUCAACAUCAACAGGCGCAUCAGCAGCAGCAGCAACAUCUGCAACAGCAACUUCUACAGCAGGAACACGCGCUGGCAAGUCCCAUUCACUCAUACCACGAAAAGGCACCCCAAAGUACGCCACAAAAUGUACACAAUACACAAUUUCCUACCACAAAGCCCGUGGAUGCUAAGAAGCAGCAGCACGCGAAGCCUGAGCAGCCGCAGCAGAAGCAAUCGGCACACUCUUCAAUCUUUGUCUCACACUCCACCAGCACCCCAUCACCAUCCUUCGCUAGUCCCACCAAACAAUCGCACUAUACCGCUAAGCCUGCAUCCCAUUCACAGGAGUCCCAGCAGCACUCCAGUCAACCCGCUUCUCAAGUAUCCGUUAGCAGCCUGGCGGAGUCCGUCUUCAAAACUCCACCAUCCCAGCAGCGUCCACUCACGCAGCAAGAAUUCCAAGCUCUCGUCGAUGCCGGCUACCCUGUAACACCCAUCCACGUCCCCGUGCCAGUUCCCAUCUCUGCUGAUAAGUAUGAGAAUCACCAGGGACAGCCCCAGGCGCAAGCCUACGCUCCUCAACAGCAGUAUCCCACACACAAAUUUGCCCCACAGACGGCAGGGAGUCAAUACCAACCCGCCAUCCUUGCUCCUGCCACCUUCUACGCUCCUCAUCCCCAACAUCAGUACUACCAGCAGCGUCAGCAGCGGGACACAACAAAGGAGACAAAACCCUAAGAAAAUAGAGCACAUCACAGCUCCUUUUGGAAGCUUCCUCCUACACCACCACCUCCACCAACCACCCUAUACCCCCAAUCCUAGGGGAGCGUCUCAGUAGCGCUCUUCACUCCUGCGUAGUAUUAUUUCUUUUUCUUACACUUAAAGAUUUAAUUUGUUGUAUAUUUAUUAAUUAUGUAAAAUAAAUAAAAAAUACAAAAAAUUUCCCUAAAAAA
This is a messenger RNA of Lutzomyia longipalpis, 2213 nucleotides long. Its product is annotated as putative mediator of RNA polymerase II transcription subunit 26. The transcript has 3 exons. The coding region runs from base 292 to 1998 and encodes 568 amino acids. The record is from RefSeq and is a predicted model, not a curated record. Lineage: Eukaryota; Metazoa; Arthropoda; Insecta; Diptera; Psychodidae.